Messenger RNA from Blumeria graminis f. sp. triticale, 2277 nucleotides. NCBI's taxonomy places the organism in Eukaryota, Fungi, Ascomycota, Leotiomycetes, Helotiales, Erysiphaceae. The record is from the annotation of a GenBank genome assembly.
AUGUGGUCUCCGAAAGCUGUGACGUCUCUUUUUGCUCUCUCGCUUUUUCUACCUCUCCACGCCCAUUCCGUUUCGGAAAGAUUGAUUGAAUCCAAAUCGCUCAACACUUGUCAAGACAAUUCAAGCUUCACCGCUAGUCUAUUCAACGUUAUUUUUACACCAAACAACAAGACUAUCACAUUUGAUGUUGUCGGAGUCUCAUCCAUACAAGGCAAUGUAUCGUUUGUUAUCGAGGUCAAAGCCUACGGAUAUACUGUGGUAAAACGUAUUCUAGAUCCAUGUGAUAUGGGAUUACCCGGAAUGUGUCCUAUGAGUACUGGGCAAAUCGAUAUCCUCUCAAACAUACAGCUGGAAGACUCGACCAUAAACCAAAUUCCUGGGAUUGCAUACGGCGUACCUGAUCUUGACGCCAACGUCAAGAUUGUCAUCAAUGCGACUGCCAACCCAGAUGUCAGUCUGGCCUGCGUAGAAGCUAACCUAUCCAAUGGACAAACAGUUGAUCAAAAGGGUGUUAGCUGGGCAACCGCUAUUAUUGCUGGGCUAGCUCUCAUGGCUUCAGCCGCAACCUCAGGACUUGGGCACUCGAAUACCGCAGCGCACGUGGCUGCGAAUGCACUGUCUCUAUUUGCAUACUUUCAAGCCCAGGCCAUGAUAGGACUAACUGCAGUCUCUCUACCGCCGAUUGUACAGUCAUGGACUCAGAACUUCCAGUGGACCAUGGGGAUUAUUCAUGUAGAUUUUAUGCAAAGAAUUGCUACGUGGUAUCAAAAAUCUACCGGUGGAACGCCUGCUACCUUACUUAACAGUCUUACCACAACAUCGGUUCAAGUCGAAAAGAGGUCGCUACCAACGAUAGGCAAGCGCGCAAUCGAUCACACAAUAAAACUUCUCGCUCGCGCUCACGAACUUAGUAAGAGAUCAGACGACUCCGUCUCUGGUAGCUAUAUUGUCAGGGGAAUGAAAAGGGUCGCAUUUAGAGCUGGUAUUGAAUCGACCAACCUAUUUCUCACCGGCUUGAGUUUUUUUUGUAUUUUCAUCUUCUUCACCGUUAUAUUUGUCGUUUUGUUUAAAGGCUUUUGUGAGCUGGCGAUUAAGAUGAGGUGGAUGAAGAGUGACAAGUUUCAAGAUUUCCGUAACGGCUGGCUUGUUGUACUAAAGGGUAUCAUGUUUAGAAUGGUUCUCAUUGGGUAUCCUCAGAUGACAAUACUUUGUUUGUGGGAAUUCACACAAGUCGACUCACCAGCCGAGGUAACUCUCGCAAUCUUCUUUCUAUUCGGUAUGACCGGCACACUCGCUUGGGCUGCUAUGAAGGUGAUUCGAAUUGCAAAACGAUCUGUAGAGAUGCACAAAAACCCCGCUUAUAUACUUUACUCAGAUCCAGCAGCACUCAACAAAUGGGGUUUCCUCUAUGUUCAGUUCAGAGCGACAGCAUACUACUUUAUACUUCCCACCCUUGGAUAUAUUGUUAUCAAAGGAAUGUUCAUUGCAUUCGGUCAAAACUCAGCCACCGUUCAGGCCGUUGGAUUGCUGCUGAUUGAGGCCAUCACUUUGAUAGCAGCAAGUGUUAUCCGACCAUGGAUGGAUAAGAGCAUUAAUAGUUUUAAUGUUGCUAUCGCCGCAGUAAACUUUUUGAAUACGAUCUUCUUAUUGAUCUUCACUGAUAUUUUCAACCAGCCCGGUAUAGUGACUGGAGUCAUGGGGGUUAUUUUCUUCAUUUAUAAUGCUGCGUUUUCUCUCGUCCUACUGAUCUUAGUUCUGAUUGCAACUGUGUACGCGUUUUCUCGCAAGAAUCCAGAUAGUCGAUACCAGCCAAUGAGUGACGACCGAGCAUCUUUCGUUAAGUCACAAACUCAGUUGACGACGGAAUUGGAUGCCCUUGGAGUGACAGCCCGAGGUGACAAGAAUGGGUAUAAACAUAAUCUUGAUCUAGAUGAUGAUGAGACUUGGUCAACAGAUUCAACGCGAAACCCAGCUAACCAACCCCUUCCCUCAUCAACAAUCAGCUCCAAUAGUACUUACCGUGAGACCCAACAAGUGCAAGCUGAUUCGACUGCAUCCAUGGCUUCCAAUCAGGCGCAGUUUCCUCAAUAUCAGGACAAUAAUCGCCAAUAUGCCAAUUCUGGAGCGAAUACACCCUCAUCUGCACCAUAUCCAGAAAGCUAUUCCGAGAAACCGUCACCAGGCCUCCAACCACUACCAACCUCCAGUCCUGCUUUGAAUAGGAGGCCAACGCAAAACGCCAGCACAUGGCAGGUAGGUGCAGGGUAUGAUCGGUGA